Messenger RNA from Oppiella nova, 476 nucleotides. The record is from the annotation of a GenBank genome assembly. NCBI's taxonomy places the organism in Eukaryota, Metazoa, Arthropoda, Arachnida, Sarcoptiformes, Oppiidae.
UGUGGCUAAAGGAAGGGUUCGCCUCUUUCAUGGAAUACCUGUGUGUCGACCAUCUGUUACCCGAAUACCAGAUUUGGAUGCAAUACGCGACCGACACAUACCUAUCGGCCCUCGAGUUGGACGGUCUUCAUAACUCCCAUCCCAUCGAAGUACCGGUCGGUCACCCGUCAGAAGUGAAUGAGAUAUUCGAUGAGAUCUCGUAUAGCAAAGGGUCGGCAAUCAUACGAAUGCUUCACCGGUUUAUUGGUGACGAGUUGUUCCGCAAAGGAAUGCAUUUAUAUCUCUCGCGUCACAGCUAUAAGAGUGCGAAGACUGAAGACCUUUGGACUGCACUCUUGGAGUCGAGUAAUAAACCGGUCAGAGAUGUGAUGAGCACUUGGACUCUGCAGAAGGGAUAUCCAGUUAUUUCAGUGACGUCCCGUCGCGACAAGGAUUCAGUGAUUCUAAGCCUAACUCAGGAGAAGUUCUGCGCCGAC